GCGACUGAGUCCGAGUGAAGCCAUGGGCCAUAGCGAGCGCGUCUCCCAGUGAUUGUGUAGACAGUGAGCUGAGCUGCCCCAUCUGCCUGAGCACGUUUGACUGCCCCUCUACGCUGAGCUGCGGCUACUCGUUCUGCCUCCGGUGUCUGGAUGGUGCCUUGGAGACAGCAAGCAGCUUCAGCCGCCCUCAGAGCGGCCCCAGCUGAAGAGGAACGUGGCGCUCACCAACCUGGUGGAGCAGCUCAGAGUUGGAGAGAGGAUGGCCGGAGUUGUCUUCUGUGACGGCUGUGAUGAUGGGGAGACUCCUGCAGUGAAGACCUGCCUCAGGUGUGAGACUUCCUUCUGUGAGUCCCACCUGAAGCCUCAUCUGAAAAACCCCAAGUUGAUGGACCACGUCCUGGUGGCUCCCAUUGUCAGCCUGGAGGAAAGAAGAUGCAAGAAGCACAAAGAGGAGCUCAAAUUCUACUGCAAGCAGGAUGCGAGUCUGGUGUGCAUGGCCUGUACCAUUACCGGAGAACAUAGAGGGCAUGAUGUGGAUACACUGGAGGAUGAGCAUGAGACACGAAAGAGUAGAGUCGGAGCGAAGACGCGAGCGGUGGAGGAGAAGAAGAAGAAGGCGGAGGCAUCCGUGGGACAGAUGAAGGCCACUCGCAAGGACGUGCAGGAUUCUAUGGCCCAGACCAAGGCUUGCAUCUCAGGGGAGUUCACCCGCAUGAGAGCGACGCUGGAUGAGGACGAAAGGGCGACUCUGGAUCGCGUGGACAUGAACGGGAUCGAGCUGCUGUCCCAGAUCGAGGAGAACAUCGCUCAUUACGAGCAUGAGAUCAGCGAGCUGCAGGCAGCAGCCACGCGCCUGCGCGCUCUGCAGGAGGAGAGGGACUCGCUCACGUUUCUGCAGGUUCACCUGAAGGAGACAAACCGGAGAGAUACUCAGAAGGGAACUCCACCUCCAUCUCCCAAGGAAGAGGACAUCGCCUCGAUAAGAAACCAGCUGGCGUUCAUGUACGGACGCUCACCGACUGUGGACCAAAACUCGGCCUACAAGAACCUCCAGAUUUCUUCAGAUCUCAGGACGGUGACGCGGACCGCUGUCUCCCAGGGUUGCCCCGAUCACCCACACCGGUUUGAUGUCUAUGCACAAGCCCUGUGCUCCGAGAACUUCUCGUCGGGUCAGCACUACUGGGAGGUGGAUGUGGGGGGUGCGGCGGGGGGCUGUGAGGUUGGAGUCGCGUAUGGGACGAUCGCACGGAAAGGGAGUGGUGAAGAGUGCAGCCUAGGACAGAACGACUCAUCAUGGGUUUUACGUAAAAAUAACAACAGCUGCUUAGUGCGUCAUGGUGAUGUAGUGACCUCAGUGCCUGUGAGGGAUCCUCACCGGAGAGUCGGGUGUCACCUGCACUGGGAGGCGGGGCUGCUGUCGUUUUACCGCGCCGACUCCAUGGAGCUGUUGCACUCCAUCCACCACUCGUUUAGUCAACCGCUCUACCCCGCACUGUGGGUGGGUGGUGUUGAUGGUAACUCAGUGAGGAUUCUGGAUCUGAGUCGUGCGUCCUGAGAGCACGGAGUGUGAGCAGCGUAGAGAAACGGGCACAACGCACAGACUCACGCACACAAAGACACAGAUCCCCCGUGUAGCCUUAACAAAGUGUUGGGGCAAGUGCUGGUAGCGAGCACGUAUGAAGGCCGCCAAGGCACUCGAGGAGGUGGGUGGCCAACACCACGCCUGGACGCCUUUGUCUCCCCAGGGGUUAUAUUUACACACCAUUCCAGAAACUAAUUUGAGGCUGAGUCGACCUAGGGGAGGCCCAUGACCGGUUCACCAACACCAGUGACGAUUAUCAGAAUCGGUCCUGGGUUUCCCCUAGGUCGACUAAGCCUCAAACGAGUAUCUGCUGCGGUGUGCAAACAUUGCCACUGGGGAGACAACGGUGGGUCGGGCGUGGUGCUGGUCACCGACCCCCCUCGUGUGCCACAGUGCCGGCCUUCAUAGGUGCUACAUGCAAACAGCACUUGCCCCUACAGUUUUGUAAGGCUGCACGGGGGAUAAUUGUAUUGUAGUUAGUGGGUUUGGUGUGUACGCCUUUGUCUGCGUGUCUUUGGUAUUGUGUCUGUGUCUUUGUGUGUGUGUGUGUCUUCGUGUGUUUUUUUGUUUUGGUGCUGGCCACCCACCCCUUAGUGCGCGAGUGUGCCAGACUUCACAGCCUCUGCUACUUGCUACGAACAGCCCUUUCCCCAACAGUCUGUGAUGGCUAAAUAGACACAACAACAACCGCCAUUCGCCACUAAGUGGUGGUGACAUCACCACGACGCUUGUGCCAGGCUAUGUGCACCUUGAGGCCAUGUGAAGUGUCAAAUACCCGCUGGCAGGAGGUCUUGGGGCAGGUGCCACGGGUCGACUGACCUUGAUGACUGGCUGAUGCACCACCUGUGCCCACUACUGUGCCAACUUGCUGUGCUUUAGCCACCCAGCGCUCUGCUCAUUGUUGUGAGCAUCGCUCCUCCACCCUUCGUUGUUGUUGGAGGGCAACUUCCUCUAACUGCCCAGUAGUGUCCUUCACGAACCUCCUCCACAGAGGCCGAUCUUGACACCGCUGGUACCAGUCAUCGGCAAGUCCACUCAGCUCCACGUCCCCCUGUACCACAUCACUCCAUCUCUUCUCAAGCCCGUGCCGCGCCCGUUUAGCCCCCUCGAACUGGCCAAACAAAAGCUCCACUCUCUCCACAACUGCCCCAUCACCGAUUGGAAGUUGUGGGGGUGGAGUGCCCGAUGGUACAGUAUACCCAGGCAGGUGCUUCGUUUUGGUGGGGCUGAUGGUGAGGCCCCACCUCUUCCCUAACUCACCCAGACCAAAAUAUAAAAUGACGUAAUUAAUACUCUUUGGUUCUUUCAGUAAAGUCACAUAGUUAGAAAUAAAAUAAAAUAAAACAAAUCACGACGUUUCGAUCGCAACACAAGCAGUCGUCAUCCCUUUGCCUGAUGUGGAAGAAUACCGCCUCCUCGCUCACUGUGGAUAGCGGCGACCUGAGUGGCGAAUGUGUGAGGGAAUGAGUGUGUGAGGGAGUGUGUGUGAUUGGUUAGCGGGUGACAAUGGUCGUGGUGGAGUCCCAGCACUGCGGCCUGGUGCCCCAGGGAGCCUCGGUCUCGCCUGGCUCAGCGGCGGGGCUUGGCUCACCCUGGACCUGCUGGAGCUCGAGCUUCGAGGCCGAGGCCGCUUCGGGCUUAGAGGAUGAGGCGCUGGGCGUGCGGCCUUGGCAGCCCCGCAAGAGGCAGCGGCUCUCGCAUCUCUCGGCCAAGGAGAAGCUCCUGGGACGACGCAGCCUCUUGGCCGUGAUGGCACGGAGGAGGCCGUGAUGGCGUGGAGGAGGCCGUGAUGGCGUGGAGGAGGCCGUGAUGGCGUGGAGGAGGCCGUGAUGGCGUGGAGGAUGCCGCGAUGGCGUGGAGGGGGCCGCGAUAUACUCACUCAUCUUACACUGACUCACUCACACAUCAUACAAUCACUCACACAACCACUGACCGAUUCACUCAUCAUACACUGAUUCACUCAUCAUACACUCACUCAUCAUAUGCUGACUCACUCACACAUCAUACACUGGGAGUGUCAUGCUGCCAGCUAUGGCUGUACGUUUGGUCGUACAUGUUAUGGAUAUCGUUAAUUGUUAAAUUUGAAUCACAGUUCUUAUGAAUACUGUUGUUACAUUGUUUUUAUAGCUUUAUUUUGGUGAUUAAAAAACAUAUGGUUAAGCCAUGUUUCUUGCGAAAGUGCGGAGUUGGCCUGAUAAAUUUAAUCUAAAUUGUCUGAUGGUUGUUAUUGUUUGACUUGCACCACACUGGGAUUUUUGCACACAGUAUUGUAAUACGGUGUUUUUUUCUGGAAGAUUUGCUGGUUUAUCCAGGAUGGUUCUGUUGCGCGUUGUCACUUUAAGAUGUUUUCUGUUCAUAAUUUUUUUGUUGCGGUUGCACCCGACUCAAGGGCCGCAUGGCU
Molecule: messenger RNA, 3983 nt
Organism: Lethenteron reissneri (Far Eastern brook lamprey)
Lineage: Eukaryota; Metazoa; Chordata; Hyperoartia; Petromyzontiformes; Petromyzontidae
Product: tripartite motif-containing protein 16-like
Molecular function (GO): protein binding; zinc ion binding
Source: RefSeq, a predicted model, not a curated record